This is a messenger RNA of Ostrinia furnacalis (Asian corn borer), 1092 nucleotides long. Its product is annotated as tachykinin-like peptides receptor 86C. Lineage: Eukaryota; Metazoa; Arthropoda; Insecta; Lepidoptera; Crambidae. Gene Ontology annotation, molecular function: tachykinin receptor activity. The transcript has 7 exons. The coding region runs from base 151 to 1092 and encodes 313 amino acids. Gene Ontology annotation, biological process: G protein-coupled receptor signaling pathway. Gene Ontology annotation, cellular component: plasma membrane. The record is from RefSeq and is a predicted model, not a curated record.
AAUACUAAAUGAACGCCCUCAUCUUCCAAGUGUCAAACCCACGGCGUAAAGUUAUUGCGUUAAAAACAUUACACACAGAAAUGGGGUUGGGAACUGACUGCUGGGAUUGAGUUGGACUCGUCAUUAUGGGAGCGCACAGUCGCGCGCAAAAUGGAUAUCAUGCAUAACAUCACGCUGGAGCGAGAGAAGUUCUACGCGUCGCAAAAUUUCAAGAACCCGUCGAACUCUAAUGACGUUGAGGUGGUGUACACAUGGAAGAUGGACUUCAACCGCAGUCUCCUCAGCGCUGCCACGCUUCUCGUGCCAAAGAGUCCCACUUCUGCGCCCGCGUCGAUGACCAUGCCGCUUUGGGCGCACAACUCCUGGGUGUGCCUUUUUGCUGCCAUGUUGGCUGUUGCUAUUGGCGGGAACGCGAUCGUCAUUUGGAUUGUCACAGCUCACAGAAGAAUGCGGACCGUUACAAAUUACUUCUUGGUGAACCUGUCGUUUGCAGACCUCAUGAUGGCUUCCCUCAACUGCCUUUUCAACUUCAUUUACAUGUUACACAGCGACUGGGUGUUCGGCGUCCGGUACUGCCAGCUCAGCAAUUUUAUCGCCAACGUGACGGUGGCAGCGAGCGUGUUUACACUCACCGGCAUCUCUUUUGACAGGUAUCAAGCCAUCGUCAGGCCGAUGCGGCCGCGCAUGUCCAAAACCUGCUCCCUCAUCAUGAUUGCUGGGAUCUGGGUCAGCGGGAUGCUGCUAGCUAUACCCUGUCUACUCUACUCUACUACUAAGGAAUACAGAUCGAAGGGCACCCUCAAAACUGCGUGCCUAUUAUCGUGGCCUGAUGGAUUGCCCGAUGUCUCAUAUAUGGAUUUCGUCACAUUGAGAGUGCCAAUCUAUGUCUCUGAAAUGCUAACACCAAGAACAAAAAUUCUACUAAGCUCGGCUAAGAAACUCGUCAAGGAUGGUUUGUUCAAGUUCUGCUGGAUCUCUAAAGGGGUUGUGCUCUUAAGAAAAUCAGAAGGUGAACCUGCAAUUGUGGUAACUAGACAGGAAGACCUGGAAGAAGCCAAGCUGCAAGCUGCAGGCAAAGGCAAACAGGACUGA